Sardina pilchardus (European sardine) is the source of this 3019-nucleotide messenger RNA. Its product is annotated as polymerase delta-interacting protein 2-like. Lineage: Eukaryota; Metazoa; Chordata; Actinopteri; Clupeiformes; Clupeidae. Bases 29 to 1156 code for a protein of 375 amino acids. Gene Ontology annotation, molecular function: DNA binding. The record is from RefSeq and is a predicted model, not a curated record. Gene Ontology annotation, cellular component: mitochondrial nucleoid; nucleus. Gene Ontology annotation, biological process: error-free translesion synthesis. The transcript is spliced from 11 exons.
CGCGCAACGUAAGCUAAUCCAAACAAAUAUGGCAGCCUGUGUCCUACGACGAGGGCUGCUAUCUACAUUUAGCAAACUCAAUAGAAAACACACGAGUCGAAUAUUAUGCGUUGACUUCAGCGACUUGCAGAGACGUAGGUUAUUGUGCUCAACAUGCAACGUAUUCGACAUACAGCAAAAACGGUUUAUGUCAUCACGGCCCGAGGGGAAGGUGCUGGAGACGGUAGGAGUAUUUGAAGCGCCAAAGCAACACGGAAAAUAUGAAACUGGACAGUUGUUCCUGCACAGUGUGUUUGGCUACAGGGGCAUAGUGCUCUUUCCCUGGCAUGCCCGCCUGUAUGAUCGAGAUGUGUCACCACAAGCAGCUGAAAGUAAGCCUGAACCUCCUGGAGCACAUGGGUCUAAAGAAGUGAAAGGGAAAACACACACAUACUACCAAGUUUUGAUAGACACUAGAGACUGUCCACACAUAUCUCAAAGAUCACAGACUGAGGCAGUUACGUUUCUUGCCAAUCAUGAUGAUAGUCGAGCACUUUAUGCUAUUCCAGGUCUGGAUUAUGUUAGUCAUGAAGAUAUUCUCCCUUACAACUCAACCGAUCAAAUUCCCAUUCAGCAUGAGCUAUUUGAGCGAUUCCUCAUGUUCAACGCCGGCAAAGUGCCCCCCUUUGUUCCGAGAGACACGCUGCGGGCGUGGCAGGAGAAGAACCACCCCUGGCUGGAGCUGUCUGACGUGCACCGGGAGACCACAGAGAACAUCCGCGUCACAGUCAUCCCCUUCUACAUGGGCAUGAGGGAAGCACAGACAUCUCAUGUUUACUGGUGGCGUUACUGCAUUCGGCUGGAGAACCUGGGCGAUGAGGUGGUGCAGCUGCGAGAGCGCCACUGGAGGAUUUUCAGCCUAUCGGGCACACUGGAGACCGUCAGAGGCAGAGGGGUCGUAGGGAGGGAGCCUGUGUUAUCCAAAGAGCAGCCAGCCUUUCAGUACAGCAGUCAUGUUUCUCUCCAGGCCCCCAGUGGACAUAUGUGGGGCUCCUACCGGCUUGAGAGGCCCAAUGGCACCUUCUUCGAUGUGCGCAUCCCGCCCUUCUCGCUCGAAAGCAAGAAAGACGAUACUCCCAACGGCUUCCUGCCAGGGCCCUUCACCUCACUGGCUUAAGGGCCGGCCAGAGCUGCCCCUUGCUACCCCCCCUCCCACCUCCACCCCAAACCCCACCUUACACUUUCAUUCACCAGAUACACCCCCAGCAUACACCUCCACGUACUCCUCAGGCUUCCCUAACUCCUGAUCUAUCUUUUCUUUUUUAAUCAUAUCUGCUUUUAAAAACAAUCAGACCUAUUGAGUUUCCCAAUUUUAAGCUAUAUUCUGAGCCAUAAAGAUGCAGGUAGUCGGAGACAGGCAAGGACAUUUUAAGAUACAUUUAGCUUAGUUAUGUUUGAGACACACAGUCUCAGUUGAGAGGAAAGCUAUUUAAGAAAUGAAACAAUCGUUACUUGACUAUCCACAGUAUUGUUUGUUAAUAUUAGGCAGUUAAUAAUAUGUAACAUCAUAGUACAUAAUAGGGAAACUUAUUUAUUUUGGAGAAACAGCACUGUUGCAGUCAUAAUAAUCUGUAAUUAUUCUAAUGGAUGUUGGAUCUUUCUUUCAUCUGGAGUGGCAGGUUAUAGUAAACCUUGCCCGACCUAACUGCGUGUGCAGUUAUGACGUCUUUAGUAAUGUAGUGACCUCAUGAAAUGUCUGUACGCAUUGCUAAUGGCAAUAGAGGAAAUUAAGGUCAGUCUCUAAGGAUUGCAGGCAGGAUGUAGUUGCUUCUUUUUUUCCCUGCAAUUCUCCCUUCACCUUCUCUGUUUUAGGGUGCGUUUGUAAAUUGCCACUCCGAGUGCUCCGAGCACACUUAACUGUUUGUAAAUCUCAGAGUGAGUGCCCAGAGCGUGUCAGAUUGAAUUUACAAACGCAUCCUUAGUCUCUUCGCCUACCCAGUGACUAGGUCUUGUAACAAUUUCCCUGAUGAACCUUCUUUUAAAUGAGAUUAUGGCAACGCUAACCCAGAUGAUGGUAAUCAGACAUCUUGAUUGUGAUGUCUUUUACCUUUCACCACAUAUCGAGCCACAGAAUAUGGCUACAGAAUAUGAUAUUCAUAACUGAAUGUGAGGGAAUUUGUGUUGCAUGUAUGUUCGAUUUUACUGUGAAGUGUAUGUGUGAAUGACAAAGCACCUCCAGGAAGAGACUACCGUGUAAUCUGAUGGACAUUGCAUUGGAGAAGUGCUGUCAGGAAGCCUUUUUUUUUUUUUUUUGAAUAAGCUCAGAUAGAGAUGUGCAAAUAUCGUGCCAUUUUUGUCAUGCAGGUUUAUAAUAUCAUGCUUGAAGUUAUUACAUUUCCACCUAAAAAAACCUCGACUCUUAAGAUUGGGAAGUGUUGCCACAGAGAAGCUGCUACAAGUUGCUACACAAAUUACCCCGAUGAUGAUGAUUUUUAUGAACACACAAUCUGCUGUCUCCAGCAGUUUCAACCGUUUUUGGCUCGAAAACUUUACCGAUGGUGCUCACCUGUACUGUUUUCUUUCAAUGGAAUCACAUAAUCAGUAGUUUAGUAGUUUUAACACCUCCGACUGUCAUGUACGGCCCAUCAUCUUUGCUUUCUGUAGCACUUUGUCAGCCUAUUGAGGAAAUACCGUAUGCCACCAAAUGAUGUCUCCUUGAGAUCCUCAGUGUACAUUUUGUAAUUUAUACCUGUUGUGAUAUUUAUGUUAAAAUAUACAUGAUAUGAUUGAUGUAGGAAGUGUUACAACCCCGAGCUAUUUUGUAGUCUUGAUUUGCUGCUGUGGAUGGGAGCGGAUACCUGUCCUUGACCUGGAUUGUUUGUUUUUUUUUCCUUUGAUUUUUUUUUUUCUUCUCUUUUUGUUUGUUUUAUUGUUUUAUUUGAUAGGGAAAUUCAACUGAUGCUGAAUGUGUCUGAAAGAGAUUUGUGUAAGGCUCUUAAACUUUGAGCAUAAUAAAAUAAAUCAAAUAGAAGUUAAAGUA